Protobothrops mucrosquamatus (brown spotted pit viper) is the source of this 1365-nucleotide messenger RNA. It is a transcript of the gene NHLRC3, whose product is annotated as NHL repeat containing 3. Lineage: Eukaryota; Metazoa; Chordata; Lepidosauria; Squamata; Viperidae. The transcript has 7 exons. Gene Ontology annotation, biological process: protein polyubiquitination; negative regulation of translation; proteasome-mediated ubiquitin-dependent protein catabolic process. Gene Ontology annotation, cellular component: extracellular region. Gene Ontology annotation, molecular function: peptidylglycine monooxygenase activity; protein binding; ubiquitin protein ligase activity. The record is from RefSeq and is a predicted model, not a curated record. The coding region runs from base 38 to 1084 and encodes 348 amino acids.
UGUGCCUGUUUCCAUAGGCGGCCGCUGCAGUGCUUCAAUGGGGGCUCAGGAUCAUUUUCGGCUGCGGUUGUUUGCAGGACUCGGAGGGGCUGGUUUGUUUCUGUUGUUGAUAGUACUGUAUAGAGUCGGAUCUGAGUUGGAGGUGUUAAAUCAAUGGACUACUUAUUCGUUGUGGCAGAUACAGAAACCACUCUACAAGCUUGAUCUAGAGUGGCCAAAGUUUCCAGAAGAAUUUAUUGGUCAAACAUAUUGUGUUGCUGUUGAUCAUCUCCAGGGAUUAGUCUACGUGGGACAGAGAGGUAAUGAUGAUGUGCCAAAGGUCUCAGUAUACUCUGAGGAAGGCUAUCUUGUACAAACAUGGAAAACAACCACCAUUGAGAUGCCCCACGGAAUCUUUGCCCUGAGCACAUCCAAUGGAAGCUCUGUGUGGAUCACGGAUAUAGGAAAUGGAAAAUAUGGACAUACAGUGAAACAGUACAGCCCUUUAGGUGAACUACUUCGAGUCAUAGGUACCCCAGGUACAGCAGGUUCCGAUACAAACCCGCUACAGUUUGACCAGCCAGCAGAGGUUUUUGUGGAAUCAACAGGAAAUAUUUACAUUGUGGAUGGUGAUGGAGGACUAAAUAACCGCUUGCUCAAAUUGACCGAAGACUUAAAGAUUCUAUGGCUACGUGGAGAAAACGGUACUGCUCCUACACAGUUCAGGAUUCCACACAGUGUAACUGUGGAUUCGGUUGGGCGGGUCUGGGUUGCAGAUAGAGCCAACUGGAGAAUCCAAGUUUUUGAAAAGAGCACUGGGGAAUGGUUAGGAUCUUGGGAUAACUGCUUCACAGAAGAUGGCCCUUACUCUGUAAGAUUUACUCCUGAUCAGCAGCAUAUAAUUGUGGCCCACCUAAAUAUUAAUAAGAUUUCUAUUUUGGCUGCCCCACCAGUAGGAUUAAUUGGGGAUUGCAUUGUGGUGGACACAAUCCAGCUUGCAAAAGAAGUCAAGCCUCAUCUUCUGGAUGUCAGCUUAAGUACUGGAGCCAUUUAUGUGGCAGAAAUUGGAGCUGAACAAGUACAGAAAUAUGUACCUUUGGACUAAUGGCAUCUUUCAGGCCAUACAAGCACAACCAGAUGGGGUGGGCUGCGGCUCUUAUACUCUUCUCUGUCUGACAUAGGAACAGACAGUAGCUGGCUGAGGGAUUCUGCUCUACUGGAUUGCCUGCUCUCUCUAGUUGUGCAAUACUUGAAAUAACUAAUGAUGCAUUCUAUGCAUUUAUCUCAGGGUUUGUUUGUCUUUCAUUAUUUUAGCCAAGUUUUACGGACCAUGUUUUAAUUGGUUUUUCGUAUAAAUUAUUUCUCUUGUAAUAAAAUUCCAAGAGU